UGACAGCAGAGUGGAGAGAAAGUCAAAGAGGGGUAGAAGCCUAAAAGAGAGGAAGCUGGUGAGUUAAAGAAGCAAAAGAUGGGGUUAAAGUAGGAGAAGAAGUUCAUCCAGUGCACCACAACAGCUGACGGAGGAGGAGAGCAACAAGUGUGUGUGUGUGUGUGUGUGUGUGUGUGUGUGUGUGUGUGUGUGUGUGUGUAACUUUAAGUGCUAAGGGAAAAUUGGGUCAGUGAGAGAGUAGAGGGAGAGGAGCAUGUGUUAGAGGAGGAGAGAGAGAGAGGCACACUGAGAGAGGGGGCGACCGACACAGAAAUGGAGAGAAACCCUCAGCAAGCCCUUCAACUACAGUAACAAGUGGUCACUUGAACAAUCACUGGUCACUCAGAGACAAAUCUCUACGGAUCGUAAAUCCACUCCUUUUGUGGUCCUGAUCUCUGAAUGGAGUCGCAGAGGGAGACAGUUGGUUCUAAUGGGCCUUGUAUUACUCAGAGCAAAGGGGGAAAGAUGACCUUUCCCUGCUGUUUAUUUUGGGAAGGCAACAGGAAGAAUGCCUGAGCAGCUGUUCUAUUCCUGCUGGCAGAUCCCCACCCCUGUGAAUUUCAGUCUGCCACUGCAACCACGCUCCCCUUACUCACACGCACGCGGCUAUGGAUGCAUCUGUACACUGUAAAUCACACCUCGUCAGGACUGGUCCAAGUUGUUAUGGCAAUUAUCUCAGCAACAACACUCUAACAAAGCAAAGUUUGAUUGCUAUUUGUUUCCUAUCAGGCAGUUAAUUGGCUCUGCACGUUACAUGGUGUACAUGUCCAACCUGUUGUCUGAUAGUCAGUUGCACCUGUCUGCCAAUAAAAAUCUGUCUCUCCCUGCUCACUAUGCUAUGUAAGCAGUCGAGCAACUCUCUUGUACAACACAAACAGCAGUCUCUCGCCUUCUGAGGCAGACACCUUCACAGUCAUGGCCAGCCUUCCCAAAGAGCCCCCUGAGGAUGCCAAGAAAAAGAGCUUCUGGAUGCCGGGGAAUUACAGUCGCACGGUAACCCGGACGGAGCAGUCCUACCAGGCCUGCAACGACAUCGUGGCGUGCUUCAUGGAGAGAGCAAGGGUGGAGAAACAGUACGCCCAGCAGCUCAGUCAGUGGAGCGGCAAGUGGAAGUCUAUCAUCGAUUCUCGGCCGCUAUACGGCUCCCUCAUGAAGGCGUGGCAGUGUUUCUUCACCUCCACCGAGCGCCUGUCCAACCUCCACUCGUCCAUCUCCCAGUCGCUCGUCGCAGAGGAAGGGGAGCGAGUGAAGACCUGGCAAAAGGAGACCUUCCCAAAGAGGAUCUUCUGUGGGUUCAGAGAGAGCCACGACAACAACACAAGUUUCUCACGGGCCCAGAAACCCUGGUCCAAAAAGCUCCUGAAGCUGGAGAAGGCCCGUGUUGCAUAUCACAAGUCCUGUCAGAGGGAGGCUACGGCGCUCGACAAAGAGAAACAAGUAAAUGAAAACUCUGAGAUGAGUCCGGAGAAGAAGCAGAAAUUCACAGAUGCCAGAGAGAGGACUACAGAGGAGAAAGAAAAGUGUAGAGAGCACUAUGAGAAACUUCUGGAGGAUGUGACGUCAUACACUCCCCGCUACAUGGAGGAGAUGGAAGCCAUCUUUGAGCAGUCACAGGAGGAGGAGAGGAAGAGGAUCAGCUUUUUAAAGCAGGCCUUCCUCUCCAUUCACAGACAUCUUGAUGUCACCAACAACGAGAGUGUGAAGGCUGUGUACAGCGAGCUGCACCAAACCCUGAUGUCCAUCAGUGACCAGGAUGACGCUAAAUGGUGGAAGAACAACCAUGGGCCCGGCAUGCCCACUGACUGGCCCAAGAUUGAGGAAUGGGUCCCACCUGUGAAAAAGCUAAAUAGAAAGAAGAGAGAGCAGAGGAGAAAAGAGAGCCGACCUGUGAUGAUCGGGGGCGUGAAGGUGCGAGCGCUGUACGACUACGUGGGAGAGGAGGGAGAUGAGCUGUCCUUUAAAGCAGGUGAAGUGUUCCUGAAGGUGGAGGAGGAGGACGACCAGGGUUGGUGUCGAGGAGUCCUCACCGGGGGAAAGGAGGGCUUCUACCCCGCGAACUAUGUUGAAGCCGUGGAGUGAUAUCUCACUGUCUAAUAUAUAAUGUGUCCCAAACUUAUUUCUCACAGAGUUAGUUUUCAGAUAUAAAGAUUAAACUAUUGAUAUUAUCUGUUUUCUCUCACAGAGUCAAACAUGUUUCCAGAAAUUAACCUGCAGAUUAUGUCAAAUUUGUUACCUAAGGCUUUAAUAUUCUAACCGUUUGGUUUGAGUACUUCUGCAAUAUAGACAUAACUUAUCGAAGACUAGAUGUAUUGUUUGUGCAGGAGCUGUAUGUGUAAGUGUGUAUGUUUGUUUGCAUGCAUAUGUGCAGGUUAAUACCAAAAAGGAGAAAACAAGAGGAGAUAUUUAUUUACUGCCCUCAUGUCUGAAUCAUCAGGUCGCUGAUCGAGGUUAAUGAGGUUAAGCCAGGCGCAGGUUUACAAUGCACACAUGCUUAAUGUAUACCUAAUAAGUAUUAUGUGAUGUCACUUUGACUGAGGGAGUGGAUUUUCAAAUAAAAGUGUAAUUGUUUUACCUCUA
This is a messenger RNA of Labrus bergylta (ballan wrasse), 2616 nucleotides long. Lineage: Eukaryota; Metazoa; Chordata; Actinopteri; Labriformes; Labridae. The record is from RefSeq and is a predicted model, not a curated record.